CAGCCCAAAAACAGAAAACGUUACUCCCUUUAUUCUACCACUCUCUCUAUACACUGUGUGAUAUUAAGCCUCCCACUUUCAUUUCAAUGGCCUAAACAACAGAAUCAAGUAUAUAAAUGAAGAUGGGUGAGUUUCGAGAAUCUUCAUCUCCUCUAAGAACACCGUCUCAUUCUCCUAACCAAAGUCUUCCCCGUCCAAACUACGUUCAUGGAGACUUCUCUCCCAGCAACAACAGAUUCUCUUUCAACUCUUCCUCAGAAUUUUCACUCUCGAGCUCCUUCUCUAACGGAUUCUACUCUUCCGACGAUAGCUCUGCUUCUCCUCCGUUUAACGGGCUUAUCCCUAACUACAAUCACUCCUCUCCGUUCACUUAUCAUCACCAUGACAAGAGUGUUAACGGUGAUGAUCUUGGUCUGUGCAACGAUCUCUACCGUAUGAAAAUCAAAGAAGAUGUCGUCCAAGAAGAUCCUCUCGCAUCCUUUCUUGAGACGAAUCAUACUGGCUCAUCUCUAGAUCCACUCUAUUUCUCACACUAUGAGCCGAGGAAUAACGGUGGAUUCUUCCACACGCAAAAGGAGCCAUUUGACACGUGGUUCAACAACGACCAAACCGAAGACAAGAGAGACAUGUUUGGUCAUCAAACUCAAGAUUCCAUAGCCAACUCUCGUCAAUUUGGAUGGCCUAGCUACCCAACCAGCAACAGUCCUUACAUCAACGGCCAGGAGAUGUUAGGGUUAGGUAUGAAUCUUGGAGGAGGGUUAACAAGAGAUCACUCAGCUUACUACAGAACACCAACACCAACAACAACAUCAUCAGACAUGUUGCCAUUGUUCUGCCAAGGAGCUCAGGCUUCUAAAGUGUCCGAACCAUUUGCCUCUGAUGAGAGUUUCUUCAUGGACCAUCAGAGAACCGGUGUUACUCGAGGAUUGAUGUCUGAUCCUACAGAGAUAUGUCACACGAGUCUACCUAACGUGUGUGACAUUCAAGGAUACGUCUACUUGAUGGCUAAAGACCAACACGGAUGUAGAUUCUUACAGAGGAUAUUCGAUGAAGGAACUCCUGUUGACGCCAUGAUAAUAUUCAAUGAAGUGAUCUCUCAUGUAGUUGAGCUUAUGAUGGAUCCUUUUGGGAAUUACUUGAUGCAGAAGCUUCUAGAUGUUUGUACUGAGGAGCAGAGGACGCAGAUUGUGCUUGUGGCUACUGCUGAGCCUGGUCAACUUAUAAGGAUAUCUCUCAACGCAUACGGUACUCGAGUUGUUCAGAGAUUAGUGGAAACUAUCAGAACAGGAAAGCAGGUUUCUAUGGUGAAGUCUGCGUUGAGACCUGGUUUUCUUGAUUUGAUCAAGGAUUUAAAUGGGAACCAUGUGAUUCAACGUUGCUUGCAGUGCCUUGGCACUGAAGAUAACAAGUUUAUCUUUGACGCAGCUACAAAGUUCUGUACUGAGAUUGCAACACAUCGACAUGGAUGUUGUGUGCUCCAAAAAUGCAUUGCUUAUUCAAUGAGGCAACAAAGAGAGAAGCUGAUCGCUGAGAUCUCUAGAAACAGUCUCCUUCUUGCUCAAGACCCCUUUGGGAACUACGCAGUGCAGUUCGUUAUAGAACUGAGGAUUCCAUCAGCGGUAGCUAUGAUGUUGGCUCAGUUAAAAGGGCAUUACGUUCAGCUAUCCAUGCAGAAGUUUAGUAGCCACAUGGUAGAGAGAUGUCUCAUGCAUUGUCCCGAGAGUCGUCCACAGAUAGUGCGUGAGCUUGUCUCUGUUCCUCACUUUGAUCACCUUCUUCAAGACCCUUACGCCAACUUCGUCAUCCAAGCGGCUCUUGCGGCCACAAAGGGUCCACUCCAUGCAUCACUUGUGGAAGUGAUAAGGCCACAUUCGAUUCUGCGUAAUAAUCCUUAUUGCAAGAGGAUUUUCUCGAGGAAUCUACUGAAGAAGUGAAAGGGUAUGCUGCUGAGUCUGUAAUUUCAAGAAUCUGUUGUUGUUCUUACUCAUCAAGCUUUGUUCGUUCUUAUGAAUAAUAAUCUCUGGACACAGUGUGAUCUUGGAUCCAGAGAUUAAGAGCUCUCAUUGUUGUUUUCUUUGUUUCUAUUGUAUUGUUCUGUUGUUUCUUUUGUUGUUUUUUUGUCUUGUCUCUGCUAAUUUCAUGUUGUAACAAACCGUGUUUCUUAACCCGGUUUAGUCUUUGAAUAAAUUCU
This is a messenger RNA of Brassica oleracea var. oleracea, 2191 nucleotides long. Its product is annotated as putative pumilio homolog 7, chloroplastic. Gene Ontology annotation, molecular function: mRNA binding. The record is from RefSeq and is a predicted model, not a curated record. Gene Ontology annotation, cellular component: cytoplasm. Bases 117 to 1934 code for a protein of 605 amino acids. NCBI's taxonomy places the organism in Eukaryota, Viridiplantae, Streptophyta, Magnoliopsida, Brassicales, Brassicaceae. The transcript has 6 exons. Gene Ontology annotation, biological process: post-transcriptional regulation of gene expression.